AUGGUGGUCACUGUACUUUUUGCGGUCUCUGCCGUGUUAAUUUCUCCGCUGUUUGCCCAAGUCACUGAACUUGAUGAACGGUUUUUGGAACAAAGGAAACAGGGCUUUUGGCUUGUUGAGUUCUAUGCACCAUGGUGUGGUCACUGCCAAAGACUUGAACCGAUUUACAAUCAGGUGUAUAUGCAACUGCGUCACACAGACAUCAUUGUAGCCAAGGUGGAUUGCACUAAACACUCUUCAGUGGCAAAUGCAUUCAAUGUGAAAGGUUUUCCUACAAUCAAAUUUAUUAAAGGAGAAGAUGCAUACAUCCAUCGUGGGGACAGAACAAAAGAAGACAUCAUCAAAUUCGCCCUCAGAGCUAAAGAGCCAGCUAUUCGUCGAAUUGCAAGUGAGAACAAAUUUCUGGAAAUUCAGAAACAGCAUCAAAAUGAAGUGUUCUUUUUGUAUAUGGGACCAGAAAUCAAAGAAGUAGAAUUAUUUCAAAAAUUUGAAAUGACUGCUCGAAGACAGUUAAUCCAGUCAUAUUUUUAUUCUGGAGAGGGCAGAAUUUUACCUUUGCAUGUAAAAUUAGCAAGAAUGCCUUCAAUUAUGGCAUUUAAAGAUAAUAUAUAUAUUGAAUAUACAGGAGAAUCUCGAUUUUCUGAAGUUGAUAGUUGGGUGACACAGGAACGCUACACUGGAUAUCCAGUUGUUACAUCAAAUACUCUCAAUGAAAUGGUAGAACUGCAAAAAUUUCUUGUUAUCACUGCUAUUGAUCGAGGGUCUAAAAAGUGGAAAGAAGUAAACACAAGAUAUGAAGAAAUGUCUAAAAAGCUUGCUUUGGAUGAGAGAGAAAUAUUUCACAGCCAAUUCCAAUUUGCUCUUGUCACAGACGGUGAGCCAUUGAAUAGUAUUACUAUGUCUAACGUUGAAUUGCCAGCAUUGCUGGUUUAUGAUGCCAAGUCACAGUACUACUACAUACCAGAGCAAGAAAUCAAGGACUUUACUCUUAAAGAGUAUCGUCAGUUUCUUUUGGAUAUUGCCCAAGAUAAAAUUCCUCCUCAGGGAGGGACAGGAUUUGUUCAACGAAUAAAACGAAUUGGAUAUGACUUUAUGACAACAAUUAUGACAAUAUGGGCAACUUCCAGAUGGUUGUUUUUGCUGAUGUUUGGCCUGCCUGCUGUCAUCAUUAGUAUUGUCUGUUACAGCAUCUGUUGUGUUGAACCUUUUGAUGAGGAAGGUGCCAUUUCAGAUGUUGAUGAAGGUGCAGAUGAAGAAAACAAAGAGAAAAAAGUCAAGCCUUGCCAACAUCAAAAUAAGGGUCACUUAAAGUCUGAUUGA
This is a messenger RNA of Acanthosepion pharaonis, 1320 nucleotides long. The record is from the annotation of a GenBank genome assembly. Lineage: Eukaryota; Metazoa; Mollusca; Cephalopoda; Sepiida; Sepiidae.